Messenger RNA from Helicoverpa armigera (cotton bollworm), 745 nucleotides. RefSeq names its product 1-phosphatidylinositol 4,5-bisphosphate phosphodiesterase classes I and II-like. Gene Ontology annotation, molecular function: phosphatidylinositol-4,5-bisphosphate phospholipase C activity; calcium ion binding. The record is from RefSeq and is a predicted model, not a curated record. Gene Ontology annotation, biological process: lipid catabolic process. The coding region runs from base 146 to 745 and encodes 199 amino acids. NCBI's taxonomy places the organism in Eukaryota, Metazoa, Arthropoda, Insecta, Lepidoptera, Noctuidae. The transcript has 6 exons.
GGGGACGAAGAAGUUCAUCGAGAGCGAGAGCAUCAACAUACCGUCGCCGUUGCCGCCCAAUGACAAGAACUCACAUGAUGCAGAGGGUAAAACAAAUGGUACAUCGGAUGAAUCGUUACAAGAAACGUUAGAGAAUCUGUUGUCUAUGAAGAUUGUUCGCGAGAAACAAGCGGAGUUGGCGCGAAAGUUGGACGCGCUCCGGCGCAAGUUCGACAAGGAAAAGAAACCGGCCACCUCCAAGUUUUACGUUAGCAACAAACUCGUUAAAAGACUGUCUUCGAAAAAUAUGAGUAGCGAUGCUCACGCAAGCGCAGAAGAAUCGUGCGGCGAGUUCCUAGCGAUGGAGCGCGAGUUGAGGCUCAAGUGCCACCACGCGGUGUACGCCGCGCUAGAGAAGCACGUGCGAGCUGAUCAUCAUCAGCAGAUGAAGGCGCUCUCGGAUUUAUUAGAAGCAGAAAAGAAAGAAGUUCUAACCAGGCUGGCGAACUCGCGAAAGGAGGACGUCAAAGCGUUAGCCAAGAAGACCAACAGAGAUAAAGACGAAAUUAAUAGAAUAAAGCGAGAGAUACAUUCGCAGUCGGUAGAGCGUGGCGUGGCGGAGUGCUGCCGGCUGGAGCAGAAGGACGCCGCGCGGCGCGAGCAGCUCGCGCGCGGCCACGACAAGCUGCUGCAGCUGCUCUUCAAGCACCGCGACCAGGAGCUAUUGGAACUAGAGCGUCUAUGCGGCGGCGCGGCGGAGGGCUAG